AGUAGUGGUGGGAAUGGAUCAGAACCGAAGCGUUACCGUCUCGUCAGUCGGCCCGGAAACGCGGAGAGCUCGUUCUCGAUGCGCGAGCGCGCGUGCGUUCCGUCGCGAGGACUUUCUCUACACGUGACUCGUCCUUUUUAUUAUUUCUUUAGCCAUCGCGAGGUGGGUGUAUACCGGUCCACAGCGAAUGUGCGAGGAGGGAGUAAAACCAGGAGGGAUUAUAAUUAUAGAGAGUGCGUCGAAAUGGCAAGUGCGCGUCAAUGUUUGAGUUUAUGUGCGUGUGCGUGCGAGUGAAAACCGACCAAAGUAUAUUAUUUCGUGGAUACGAGAAUGGUCAGCUUCAAGAGCAACAACGUGACCAGCGAACAACCAACGUCACAUUGUCAGGUGACUGGAGUUCGACGACCUUCACCGAAUCAUUUUCAUGAUCAUCGAUCUAGUCAUUCGCACAGACAUGAAGCGCUGUCGGUCGCUUAUCGUUCUCCACCACCCUUACGACCGUCGUUAUCGCCUUCGCUACCAACACCAUUGGCAUCAGCAGCAACAGCAGCAUCACUACCAUCGCCGCCAUCACCACCACCACCACCACCACCACUACCACCACCACCGUCGUCAUCAUCAUCGUCGAGCGUCGAUCCUACAGCGGUGCAGCGCGGUUGCGCCUUGCAUUCGAGGCUCGAACACCCGGUGACCACGUCCAACCCCGGGAUGGACGGCAAGAAGAUCGUCCAAGCGACAACGGCAGUCGUAGCGGUGGGCCAGGUGCGCAACAAGAACAACGAUGCUACGGGAUUAGCGGCUUCCGUUUCCGGAAUCCGUCGACGAAGCGGACCCCAAGGAUUGCGAUCGCCCGCUGCGAAAAGACCCCUAUCAGCCCCGGUUGCCCUGCAGGGCUGGUUACACAAGCAGGGCUCCGAAGGACUCAUGCUUUGGAAGAAACGCUGGUUCGUCUUGUCGGAAUAUUGUCUUUUCUAUUACAAAGGUCCAGAGGAAGAGAAACUCCUGGGUUCGAUACUCCUGCCUUCGUAUAGGGUUACCGUUUGCAGACCCGAAGACAAGGUCAACAGGAAGUUCGCCUUCAAGGCUGAGCACGCGAACAUGAGGACUUACCACUUUGCCGCGGAGAGCCGUGAAAGCAUGAAUCAAUGGGUAAACGCGCUCACUCUGGCGACCCUUCUGCAGGAUCCCAGUCCCGGAAGGGGCGAAGCUGCCGUGGUCAUAGAGAUAGGAGGACAACCGGAUGGUGAACGAAGCGCUAGACCAAGCGUUUCUUCGAUCUCCUCCGUAUUGAAUCAAAGUGCCGACGACAGUGACUCCGGCUUUCACGGUUUUCUAUCCCGAGACGAUCCCAGUCACGCGUCCAACAACAAUUCCAGCCCUAACAGCGUCAAUACUGCCUCCUUCCCGAAUCUUAGUGGGAGUAACGGUAACGGAAAUGCCAACAACAACAAUCUUAAGGACGUUCAGCACGUACCCAAUGGUUGGCCACAACAGUCCCCUCAAUACGGUCAAUCAGGCUCGUCGCAACAUCAACACUCGCAGUACUGUUUCUCUGAACAUUCUGUUUCUCAACAAGGUCACUCUCAUCAACAUCAAGCAAUGUUGCAUCAGCCACAUCAGAAUGUCCCUCAGGUUUAUCAGCACAAGCAGCAACAGCACCAGCAGCAACAGCAGCAACAGCAACAGCAACAGCAACAGCAACAACAACAACAACAACAACAACAACAACAACAACAACAACAACAACAACAACAACAGCAGCAGCAGCAGCAGCAGCAGCAACAACAGCCACAUGUUGGUCAGAUUAAUGUGCAAGCUGCCCAAUCUACGCCUCGAAAAUUUGGUCAGCCUAUAUACGCCAACGCACCGCCGAAACCCAGGAGGCUAACCGACGGAUCCAAUGAGUAUUCCACUCCUUCCCCUGAGCCAGGUUAUCGAAGAUCUCCUGUCUCGCCAGACGUUACCCUAACCAGCAAAAGUCCCAUGUCCGAUUACGAUAGGAACAGCAUCAUUUAUGCUACCGGAAUGAAUCAGCCGUCGCAACAAAGUUUAAGGACGGACAAGUCUGGCUUGAAUUAUGGUUAUUGUCAAGUGCAAUCAACCGAAAGACGUACUCCUGACACUUACGGACGAAGUGCGAAGCCUAGACUCAACAGAGGAAACGGCGACUACGAAGAGGUGUAUGGUAUACCUCAGCUUUAUCAGCGACCAGCUGGACCUGUUGUUGGAUAUACCAAGGGAAAUGCACCAGCUCCCAUACCUAUUCCCACUUACGCGCAACAUCAGCAGAUGCAUCAACAACAGCCACAAAUUCAUUCGCCAGUAACGCCGCCCAAUGUUCCCAUAAUAAGACAGCCAAUGGCCCAUCAACUACCACCACCGCGACCUCACAGUGCCGAUUUUCUCGAGUACGAAGCAGCAAGAAGACCUCAGCAACAAAAUCUUGCGCAAAACGAAGGUUCUUUGAGUCAACAGAAACGCCCCCAAAGGCCUAAGUCGAGUCUAGAUAUAAUGAACCCAUCGGAUGCGACUAACGAUGGUUAUUAUUAUUCCGAGGAAAGAUACGCUGCACAAAUGCGUCAAUCAGCGGUGUAUCUCCAUCAAACGCCUCAGCAUCAUCAACAACAAAGAAACCAAUCGCUAUCGCGGGCCACCGUACCAUCAAAGAUACCGACGAUCCAUGAUAGAAACGGUGAUAUUAGAAUGGCUACUUUGCCCGAUUCUUCUUGUUCCACUUUGAGACGUUUGCAGCGAGAGCAUACCCAUCAACAUAAUAUAUCUGGUCAAACGUUGCAAAGACAUAAUGAAUUGUCCAACCCAGACGCAAAGAUGAGAAGAUCUUUACGUGAAAAGAUCUACGAAUCAAGUGCUCGCAAUACAUUGACACGCGAGUACGAAUCGUCGAUGAGUUGGAACAGAUCUUCCUCUCAUUCUAAUCAUGGAAUUAAUACGGCACAGUCGUGUCAGUCCGCUCAUAGCGGAGCCAAACGAUGGGUCGAACAGCAACAGCAACAGCAACAGCAACAACAACAACAGCAACAACAACAACAGCAGCAGCAGCAGCAACAAUUUUAUAGAUCUGCAUCGGCACGUUUGCCAAGGUCCCGACAUCCUGCCGCUUUGGACCAAGACGAGGAUGAUUACGGUGGACGGUCUUCCGCGGAACAAGAUACUCGCGAUGGCGAACGAAAAAUUCAACAGCGAGAAGAGUCAAUGAAGCGUUUGCUGGAGUGGAAACAACGCAUGUUACAAUCUCCCCUAACGCGAAAACCAUCCGGAUCGUUGAAUCGGAGCAGAGCACAGAACGAGCUGUCGAAUUAUUAUAAACAGCAAGCUCUUCUAGACCUGGCAGCUCACGAAGCUUCGGUAACAGAAGCUCGUCAUUCGCGAAGAAAGGAGGAAAGCCACAGGUCACACGUUAGAAGCAAAAGUUCCGAUGGUCGAAGAACCGUCACUUCCGUGUCACGAUACAACAGUUACUCGAGCGACGACGAAGAGAUGGGAGACGUUCGAAGAAAACGAACGCGCAGGCCCUCGCAUGCAGGAAGGAGCCCCCGACAUGCCGGUGACGAUCGUUCGUCCACGUCGACUACCCAAGAGAACGGAAGGGCGGCGAUACAAGGAAGCGUACGUACGAACGUUCCAGCGUUAUCAUCGGCGCAGUUAGGACAGACGAAUAUUCGAUCGAGGAACGAAAGUAAAAUACAUUUCAACGGCAAGACCUCCCUGGCAAGUCCAUCAAGUAUACCGCCUGACGCCGGUUACGAGGAAAUAAGUUUCCCACCGAUGUCAAGGGAGACACGUACGGAUGCGUACCUCGUCACGUCCGAAAAUAUCCGAUCUAAUAAAAUAGCGGAACGACGUCUCGAAUGUGGACAUUUCAACGAGGCUCAGCGUAAGCACCAGACGACGUUAUUGAAAAAAUCAACGGGUAUAUUAAAGUCUUCUAGCCUAUACGAGAUCGACGAACGGUCGACAACAAUCAACGUUGCAAUUGGCAACGUUGAAAUGUAUAGUAAUACGAACGAUUAUGUCCCCGCGGAUGCGUGGCCUUCCGUUCAUAAGUGCGUUCAAUGGGAUUCCAAUGAGGAUAAGGAUAAGGAGGAAUGGGAUUCCAAUAUAGACGAGAGCAAACUCAUCAAGGAAUUUUCUUAUCAGUAUAUAAAGCCAAAACAGGUCGAGCGGGCCGAAGAGGCUUGCGGGAAAGUGGUGGAGGAUCGUUCGUUAAAUACGAUCGAAUCUACGAAUCUCGUACAGUCGAGGAUAAGAUCGUUCGAAUCAAACGCGGAAAAUGGUAGUCCCGUUAAGGAGAUGCUUACCAUGCAGGAAGCAUUGAAAGCUUCGCCGGUCGAGACGUCCAUCGAGGCACAUGUUUCGAGAUUGGACUCGUCGAGAAAAACAUCUUCGAUUAUUCGCAGCUUUGCUUUGGGCGAGAAUACGAAAGGAGGAAAUGAUUCUGGCGUCUCGCAAUUGAAGAAGGACGGACACGCAAAGCAAGCGUCUACCGACAGCAACAAGUCAGUGAAGGAUCUCUUGGCGGAUUUCGAACGAAAGUCUCAACGGGUCCGUAAAUUGGAGGAAUGUGAGGAAGUUAAGCAUCGAGGAGUUUUCAGCGACACGGAAACCCUUCUCUACGAAACCGGGAGCGACUUUGACCAGCAAGAUAAGAGCGAGGAAUGCGAGGAACAACAACAACAACAACAACAACAACGGACCGACGAAAUGUUGCUCCCAGAUCAAUCGAACGAGGUGGAAACGUAUUUGAGCACGUUGAAAAUAAAAAAAUCUCUAUCUCAGACGAGACAUAGAAGUAACAAAUCCUCUGUUGGCGAUUUUGAACAAAGAACAGUAGUCGAGGAGUCGUCGUCGUCAUCAUCACCGUCGUCGUCGUCGUCGUCGUCAUCGUCGUCGUCGUCGCCGUCGUCGUCGUCAUCGUCGGCCCAUUGUCGAAUCGUCAAUGGUAAUUCGUGUCGCACCAAGAAAAUACGAGAAUCUGCUACGACGACGAAUACGGAAUAUCCGUUAAUGCACGAGCAAAUCAGAAGGUUUCCCGUCGAGGAAGGCGAAGGCGUCGUUAUCGAAGAAGGCGAUUCGUCGAUACAAGAGGAUUUAAUACCGGAGGAACAUUAUCUUCCGAUGACCCCAAGAAAAGCGAUUUUAGAUCCGAACGAGGAUGACAGGCCUAAUUCGAAAAUGAUGGAAAGUCUUUUCGCUAAUUUAGAGCAUGAGGAGAGCUCUUACGUCGAGAUGGCGCAGAACAAUGUAAGCCAUUCGCUUUUGGCUCCUAGGAAGGAAACGAACGAGGAUCGUGAUUCCGGCGAUUAUUCGACCCUGGACGCUUCGCAUUACGAAUUUGUCUGCGUUUCUGACAGCAAGAUCGAACCGGUUUACAUGGAAGUUAGCCAGUUAUCGGAGAAGGAAGAAAGAGACGACGAUGGGAUCUCGUCUAAGACGUCGAAGGUACGAAAGAACGAUGAGAUUGGACGCAACGGGACUAAAUCGGAUCUCCCGGACAUUUUGACGACUCUGAAAUCGGACAGUUCCGACGCCGACGACGAAUCUUCCAAGGAUUUCGAUUCUAUAGAUGCACCAAGACAUCCACGAUUUAGUCUUUCGGAUACAUUCCGACCUGCCUCCUAUUACUUGGGUGCCAGUCGUACGAUGAUAGCCGAAUUGCACGAUUCCUCCGACAGCGAACUCGUCUCCCCGCCUCCCAUUCCUACUUCCCCGCCGCCGUUAGAGGACUUGGAUUCUUUGCAAGAGAUGCAAGAUUCCUUGGAAAUUAAAAAGGUGGCAUCGCCUCAGGUAGCCGUGGUCACUAAGGAAAACGUAACGAGCGUGGAUUCUCCAAAGUCGUGGAACAGAUCGGAUCACGGGGACAGAGAUCAGAGAUCGCCGUCGAGGCUAUCCGAAAUGUCGGGGACCAUUAGUUCGACCUUUCGAGACAGUAGGAUGUCGUUGGAGAGCGCAAGCGGUAGCGAUUCGGUUUCGGUAGUAGAGCUUAGAAGUCCGGAAGAGGAGGCGGCGAGGCAUAGACAAUUAAAGAGGAGACCAGUCAGCGACGAAGUUUGCGAGGUUUUGGAUAGUCUCGACGAAUUGGAAUCUAUUGAGAGUCGUUUCGAAGUGGAUGGUGCCAGUAUAGAUCUCGACCGUUAUCUCGAGGAAUUGCAAGCGCGCGAUGCCUUUAACGUGGAUCUCUACGCCAAGGAUUUGAGUUACAACAGUAUCUAUGGUUUCAACGAGAACAUGUUGGUGGUCGACAAGCUACAAAAGACUACUUGUCAAGAUCUUUCGAGGAAAAUUAAGACUUUUAAUUUCGGACAGCCCCUUCGUUACGACAACAGAAACAAGAAGAACGGUUCAGCAAGUAGCCUGCCAUCUAUGAGAGUUUGCGAGGUGCCGCUUGUGCCGUCCCAUCAGCACUCGCAAUCCUACACGGGGGACGCUCAUUACGAGAACAUAUCGAGUUUCUUGCCAUUGAGAAAUUCACCUAGCGUACGUUCGGAUCCUUCGAGCGAGCAACGAUCGCGAGACGACAGAGCUACGCUCACGAACGAGGACGAGCCGACGGAGCUAUGCCGUAACAAAGACUCGAGUUGUUCCUUGAGACCCGCUGAUGGACGAUCCUCGACACGCUCGAUAGCCCCCUUCGAUUCUUCCGCUUAUUCUUCUUCUUCUUCGGGAAAUCAUCUCGGGAACGAUCUCGUCCAAAAUCCAACACAGACGACCAAUAAUUCAUCGUACGGCGAGCAAAUGACGUCGAAUCGUUAUCCAAACGUUUUAACCAAUCACAGAUCACCUACCACCUCCGAUCACGUUCAGCAUCCAUCUCCGAUCUCCUCGUCGUCGUCGUCGUCGUCGUCAUCGUCGGUAAAAUCCAAUUCAUAUUUACCGUAUUUAAACGGUCCCGAGGAACGCGUUCACGGCGAUCAAUCCGGAGCCCCGUACUAUUACUCGGACCUUCGCGGCACCGUACGAGGUAACAACAACAACGACGAGAGGCCGUCCAUCGUUCACGGUGGUCAUGUCUCGAGGCUGCCGCAAUUGAACAACCAAAGAGACGAUGCGUCGGCUAUGAACAAGAGGAACGACAUCGGUCGUAUAGUGAAUCCGAUAGCUAGGCAAGUUCCCAGACAGAUUCAAGUCGAAGGCAUCGACGAGGCCAGACGUAUUGCCGCAGAGCUCAGGAAAACUACUUGUCGAUUGUUGAGCGACAACAAAGCCGACUUGGUGGAUAAAAGAAAUUUUUACGAAGCCGACACCCUUCGGAGAGUGAAAUCUAACGAUCCUCUACCAGACGCAUCCUUGGCGGAAGUUAGUACGAGAAAUCUUUAUCCCCACGGAUUGCGGGAUAAAACAGCCGACGGGGCCCGUUUGAAUACGACGGACGACACGCAGCCGGACGAGGCGCCUCUCCUCGUUCAAGCUUCGCAUCGGAGAUCUAGAUCGUUAGAGGGACUUUUAGAUGACGUUGGUCUUCAAAAUCUUGUCGAACAAAGAAAUCGGGCGAAUCGUUUGUUAGCCUUAUCGACUAGGCAAGCCGAGGAACGCGCCCGAAAUCUCUCCGCUCAAGUAGAUUGGUCGCAAACAACUACUUCGAACGAUUUUAACGUCUUGGAUCCUUGGGAACAGGAUUCCCUUUGGCGCGAAAAUCUUCGUAGAGCAAGCUUACGUAACGCCAGAUCAUUGGACAACUUGGAGAGUCAGGACGCUGGAUCAACGGCCGUAGGUUCCUCUUCUUGUCCCGAUGGCAAAACUCGUCCUAAGAUCACGCGAGGUGCUACUUACGUGAACGACAGCAUGGCGAUGCGAAACGACAACGACUCGUCGUCGACUUUGGAUAGGCCGCGAGUCAAGCGAAGGAUCAACAACAAGCCCGAAGAGCUUGCCGUUCUUGAGACUCGUGAACCGACGAAUUCUCCUCUCGUCUCUUACAGUACUUGGGAUUCUCCGACCGAGGAAGUAUAUAGAAAAGAAUGUCCCUCUACUGAGGUACAAGACGGUCAUUUUUUAGCGGAAGGCAACCUUCCCUCGACGCGAGCGACGAGGGACUUACGUCCGUCGUCGGGGGCUUGCGUGGCGAGUCGCCCCGCGAAUUCUGCCACGAAUUCAGCCUCGUUCGAGUUGGAUCGCGAAAAGUUGCGACAAUGGGACCUACUGUCGAGCGCCUGCUUGCUCCAGGAACAGCAGCAAAGUACUACGACGACAGUGGAGUCGGGGCGAGGGUUGCCAAUUGUCGAUCGGUUUGGACUUGUCAUCGAUUCGAAGAACAUGCCCGUGACUACUACCAUUUCGACGACGACGACGACGACGACGACGACGACGACGACGACGUCGACGACGACGACGACGACGACGACAUUGACGACAUUGACGACAUUGACGACAACGACGACAACAUUGACGACAACGACGAGCAGCAAUGCCGGCGACGUGACUGUCGCGGAGGCAUUGAAGAUUACGAUAUCGGAAACAAUCGAUAAUAAGAGCGAUCCAACGUCGUUUCUUAAGGAACGUCAUCGAAGCUCGACGGCUUCCUUGGAGGCAUCAAAAAGACGAGAAGCGAUCGAGACGAUAGACUCGCGUAACCGGGCUCCAGCAUCCGGAUCUGGAUCGGUAAUAGGAAGAGAUCCACUUCCGCCGAGAGCAGUUAGCACGUCUCAUUUGCCCGAAAGAACUCUAACUCAGCCACCGGCUGUGGAAUCGACGUUGUCAUCGACCUUACCAUUACCGCGAAGCACCAGUGGUCAUUGUCAGCAGCAUUUUCCUAUUCAUCGAUCGAGUUCGCAGGAGCAGCAACAGCAACAAGAAGAGCAACGAUUGCAGGCUGCCGAAUCGCAAAUUUUGCGGGCCUCCAGUAACGGGGAUAUCGGAACUAGCCUAGCACAAAUUAGUAACAAUGAAAUGAGGAAUUUAAAAAUGUCAUCGCCAAAUGGUCAUCCGACUCAAAGAUUGCACUCGUCUACCGGACAUUUAAGAGUAAUGGAUUUGAGCGAACAUCGAAUUUCGAGUCCGAGCGAUAAUGAAAUUCAAGUUCACAGUCCAAUUGAAAGGAAAGUCAUUGGCUCGAUUGGUAUAGACAUGAACCGAGGUGGUGGUAGUGGGGUAAACAUCAGAGGGAAUCAACGGAUACGCGAGAGCACGGAACUACUUCACAAAAGGAGCAACGUUAAUUUGGCCCACCAAAGAAGAAUAGCUGGUGGUUCACCGACAGCAACGGCGGCGGCGGCGGCGGCGGCGGCAGCAACGGCAACAGCAACGGCAACGGCAACGGCGGCGGCAACGGCGGCGGCAACGGCGACGGCGACGGCGACGUCGACGCCGACGAUCACGCCAACGCCAACUCCAACUCCAACGUUAACUCCAACGCUAACACCUACACAGAUUGGAACGAAUGAUCUUGUUCGGGUCUCUGCUGGUGAACUCCUCGGAAGGACGCACGAAGAACUGGUUCUGUUGCUUAUUCAACUACGUAGGCAGAACGCGACCCUUCUCAAGGCCAUGGACAAUUGUAACAUGGAAAUUGAGGCUCAGGCAAGAUUGACAGAAUUGGACACACCAAGGCGUUUGGAGAAUCUUCAAAAACUCGAAGAGUUAAAGAGACACCUAAUGAAUCUUGAAAAGCAGUACGAGAAAGGGAAGCCUCUGAUAAAUCUCGUCGACAACAUGGUCAAGCUCGGCUCUUUAUACAAUCGUAAUACCGCUAAUGGAAGUAGCAGCAUAACAUCUUCUCGUAACGAUUUAUUCCAAGAGAAUACGAAAAAUCAUCGCGAUCGUUUGGAAUUUAAUCAAAGAGUACAAGAACAACGUUUGCUGGCCGAAGAACGCAGAGAUUGGAAUAGACUCAGUCCAGAUCAUGGACAAUUGCAGGCCAAGGUGCAGCAGUUGUACAAACUGGACCGAUUACUUCAGGAAGAGUCAGGUACCCUUCAUAGCCUUCAACAGGACAAGGAGAUUCUAGAAAAAGCUCUUGGAGGCUUGCGACACAAAUUGCAAGGCAGCAGAAGCAACUUGAUUGAAGCAGAACGCUACAGGAAGCAACAACUUUUAUUGGAACGCGAAUUGAGCAGAGUCAGAGUACUAUUGGCACACAAUUCCAAGGUAAAGCCGGUAUUCUCAGGUCAGAAACUGGAAGAAACCGUAGCAGAAAAUGCCAGAUUAGAGCAAGAUUUGGUAGUCCUAAGGCAAAAAUUGCAAGCUUCUAAAAGAUACGCUGGUAAUAUGAGUAGAGACCCAUCAGCUACAACGGCUCCUUUGGAAAUGGAAUUGAGAAGAGUUCAACAAUUGGUUGGUGAUCUUCAAAGGCAGAGAAAAGAGCUCAGUGUUCAGGUUCAACAGCUCACCGAAAAGUCUCACAGUUUGGUACAACAAAUUCGACCACAAUCAUCUCCUGCUCCGCCUGUUCAUCAUUCAAAGAAACGCAAUCAAAACUCUUGGCUGGAAACCGAUUUAGAUUCCGGGAUUACUCUUGAUCACGGCCUUGGCUCACCGGUGAGUCCAUCACUGUUAUCCUCGGCACAUGGAAAACAAAACCUGGAGAACCCUUAUCGUCGAUACGCGUCACCAACGCAACACAAGAAGUCACCAUCGCCAAAUCGGCAACACGUCGAACAAUCUUCUGUACAAAGCUCGCAUAACCAUAUCUCAAGCUUGUCACCGCAAUUACGGGAACAAAUUCAGCAACAUCAAUUGAAGCAACAAUUGCUGAAAGAUCAAAUGCAGGGAAAGGGCAGUUUGAUCCAGAUUAAUGUUUCUCCAUUGUACGUCAAUACCGAGUCCAGAAUUCAAGAUACAAGCAAAAGCAACGAAAGCGGGAACCAAACGAAUAGUGGUGGGCCAAAUAUUUUACCGGAAUACAUUCCACCACCACCGAUUCAUCCUUUUAAUGAAGAAACAUCUUUAACGAAUGACAAUUACAAGCAAAACGAAGAUAACAAAUUUGCAGGUUUGUUGCACAAUCGAGAGAAACAAGAAAUAAAGACCGUCAGGAUCGUUAAACGGGAAUCCGAGAGACGCCAAAGGGAUCGAGGAGAUAGAACCGGUAAUAUUGGAAUUCCAUUAACGAACGGACUUCAAGCGCCUGGCGUAGCAAAAAGGUUGUCCGACGAUGACGUUGGUGCUAUACAGAAAUUCGAAAAGCCCCAGUUGGGUAAAGUCGUUGAAGAAGUACCGAUCGUUCACGCUCAAAGUACUGUACACCUGACCGAGCUUGACGACGUACAAUUCCAAAGAAGUAUGUCUCUUCCACGAGGAUUUGGUGGUCAGCGACAUCAGCCGAGUGUUCAUCAUGUUCCUGUUGCUCCACCACCUCGCAGCGAUAGCAUGCAUGCUCUUAGAACGAUCAUGAUGCGAAGACACAAAGUUAAGUUUGAAAAUCACGACGGAAGCUCCGAUAGCACAUUGUCACCGUACAUCGAUAGCCCUACGUCGAGUUCGCAGAUGCCAAUUAGCACGUCAAACUACUCAACGAGUCCACCUUAUAGCCCAAGCCAUCAGAAUUAUCAUCCUGGACAAUCGAUAUCGAAGGGAUUCAAUCAACAACAACAACAACAACAACAACAACGAUACUACUCGCUGCACCCGCAAUACGGACAAUACGAGAAUUUCACGUCAUUCGCAAAAAAUUCAAUAGCAUUGAGCCCAGAACCGAUCUCUCUUAACAAUUUCGGUGGCGUACCUCCAGAUAGGUCGACAUUUGGGUCGAUCGUUAAUGUGAAUAGCGCCUCGGAUUCCCCACAAUUGUCGCCUGUAUUCAAGAGCGAGGCCGCAAAGCAGAUCAUUAAAGAGAUGACUGAGAGAAAAGUCGACGGACCCAGAAGAAGACAGGUUCCGAAAGAAAAGAGAAGACACUACACCGUUUCUAGUAGCAAACCCGUUCUAGAUCUCGAAGACAGCUUCUCUAGGAUGGGUAUGGGUAGAGCAAGAGACGACUUGGACAUGGAACAGGCUCUCAGACCUAGGAUCAAUGCUCCGGACGUCGUAAGAUCGACUUUGAGUCACAAGGAGUUGAAAUAUAAUGAGAGUACGAUCGAUCAACUGUUGGGCACUCCAAAUAAGAUCGUCAUUCCUGAACGUUAUAUACCUGAACAGACGCCAGAAUUAACGGCGGAGGAGCAAGAGCAACGUUUGAAGAAAGCGGAGGCCAUAAGGAAGAUGCUUUCUGAAACGACUGUCACUGCACCCGAUGGAACCGACGACGACAUCGAUCUCGAUAAAUCGGACACGUUGAAAAGAAAAGUAGUCGAGGAGAAACGACAGAGAGAACAUAUUCUUCAGCUCAAUCAAAUUCUUGCGAAGCAAGUGAUGGAGAAAAGUAAAAUGGUGGCCGUCAAGGCACUGGCUACGCUUCCAUUGAAGACUGAAUCGAGUAUAGAUGACGAGGACCUCUCUCCUGUCACACCGUUGCCGCUCUAUCAGCAAAGAGAAAACUAUUACUCCUAAAUACAUCUGGAUGAAAAAUCUGGAUAUAUCGUUUCUUUCUGCUCACAACGAUAACGAAAAUGGAGAAUUUCUGCUUGUCGAUGAAGAAGAGAAAGAGAAAUGGGAAGAAAAAGAAAAAGAAAAGAAGAAGAAAAAAAAGAAGAAGAAACAGAUGCACAAUCAUUAUACUACUGCCAAUGAAACGCGCGAAACAAGGAAAGAACAUUGUUACGAUGGAAAUUAUAAGAGAAUACAAUAAAUAAGAAGGAAAAAGAAAAAUAAUGUUUGAGAUUCGUCGAGAUCGACGAUCGAACGAAAUGUGCUUUCUAUUUUUUUCUUUUUUUUUUCUAUGUUUUGAUUUAUUUCUUUAAUAACAUUAAUAUUAUAUAAAAAAUGAUAGUGUCGAUGUACGAAACACCAUUAAAAUAUGUAAUUUAGAAUAUCAGUAUGGGACCGCGGCGAAAUGAUAGCCAAGAAAUAAAUAAAUGGAAAAUAAUAAAAUGCGUACGUCGAACGAGCUUUUCGGCGAGCUUAGAUAAUUAGCAAUAAUCGUAGGUAUUAAGGUACAAUAAUCGCACAACAUACUUCUCUUUGGGAAUAAAUCUGAACGAGAUAUUUGUAGUUGCCAUAAAAAUAUGUACUCGUAUAUUGAAUUUCCCGUAGGAUUCUUCAAAGAGGAAAAUGUUUCAUUUCAAAUCGAACAUCGUUGCGUUUCGUUCAUAUUUACAAUACAACGCCAUCGAAUUGAUCGUACAAAUCGAAUUGAUUUCUUCAUUCGCGACAGGACAUUUAGUAUAAAUAAAAACAAUAUCCCAAGAAAAAAAAAACGAUAAAACGGAGUGCCAAAAGUCAGUGCGAUUAAAGCGCGGGUGCUACGACACUAUUGUCAAUUACAGAUAAAUCGUAAUUGCGUUAGCGCAGAAACGAAAAAUCAUUGGCGAAGACAUUCGAAUAAUAAAAAAAAAAAUAUGUCGAGCCUCUCUCUGCCAAGGUUCUUUUUAUAAGCGCGUUAUUAUGAUACUAUAUACGUACGUACGCGCGCGCACGUAUGUAUUUGGAUAUGUAUGCAUGUAUGUAUACACACAUAUAGGGAUACAUUAUAUAUAUAAAUAUAUACAGAGGCGUACACUUUGUGCGAACAUGUAUUAUUAUGACGCGACUGUACAUAACAAGACUAUUAGAUACGCAAGUGCGUAGCAGGUGUGAAUUUGUGUGUGUGUGUGUGUGUGUGUAUAUAUAUAUUAUAUGUACACACACACACACACACACAUAAUAUAAAAUAUAAAAUAAAAUAGAUAAGAAAAGAAAGGCCCCUUGAAAAGUACGGCCCUAAAUUUGAUGAAAAGAGCAAAAAGAUGUUCCUUCGUCGAUGUGCUGGCCUUCCGUCGACGCUGAUGGAUAUUCGCGAGUUUUAUCGUUUGGUUAGAUGGCACUUUAAUAGAUACAUACAUAUGUUAAAUCAACGGUGCGAGACUUCUUAUAUUACGUAUGUAUUACACGUAAGGUAACCGAGAUCUUUAUUGGAGGGCUCGUUAAAUAGUCAUUGCGUCAAACGCGGUAUACGAGAAGCGAAACAUAUGUAUCCGAUUACCGUGACCGCAAAGGAAACAAAUCACUGUUAUUGUUAUAUCAAUGAAAUAAAAUUAAUAUGAUGAAUAA
Molecule: messenger RNA, 14079 nt
Organism: Vespa velutina
Lineage: Eukaryota; Metazoa; Arthropoda; Insecta; Hymenoptera; Vespidae
Product: serine-rich adhesin for platelets-like
Exons: 30
Coding region: 331-12441 (4036 amino acids)
Source: RefSeq, a predicted model, not a curated record